Messenger RNA from Notothenia coriiceps (black rockcod), 4234 nucleotides. RefSeq names its product coiled-coil domain containing 191 (gene ccdc191). The record is from RefSeq and is a predicted model, not a curated record. The coding region runs from base 39 to 2909 and encodes 956 amino acids. NCBI's taxonomy places the organism in Eukaryota, Metazoa, Chordata, Actinopteri, Perciformes, Nototheniidae. The transcript has 16 exons.
UAUAGUAGCAGAGGUAAAUAUAUAUUACUAAACAGACUAUGACAUCCCCAGGUCCCAACCCUCACCUGUUCAGGUGGAGGAGGCUUGGAGAGAGUAAAACUGCAGACAAGAUGCAUGCGAAGAUAGAUGAUAUCGAUCAAUGGAGGAAGCGCGUGGAGGCUGCUUCAGAGUUUGCUGUUUCGGAAGUCUUCAGCCACAAGAAACCUCAUUCAGGGAAGAAGAGCCGAGUUGAAUCUCUACAAAGCUCUGAGCAGUUAAGAGAUCACGAUGACGCUUAUAGUGAAGCUCAGGCUCUGCUCGCCGAUUGGCUGAACAGCAAGCUGCGUGUGGAGCUGGAGGUGGAGGAGGACGAUGACCUGAGGUGCUCCGGUGAGAGGAGAAGCCCUGAUAGUUCUCCGCCUGCCGCCCUGAACCACAGCAACUUUGAUGAUCUGUAUAACUGCCUGGCGGAGGAGGACGAGCACAGCGCUGUGAACAGCUUCCUCCAGGACCUGAUGGAGCAGGAGCUGUUGGACUCUGAGGUGAUGGAGGAACUGGUGCUGGAUGUUGGACAAACAAGGAAGAAAUGUAGAAACCCAAUCGUCUCCAUGGAAGCUCGACAACUGCAGGUGCGAGAGAACAGAGCGAGGCGGGAGGCCGAGAGGCUGAGGCAACAGAGAGAGGGGCAGGCUCUGCAGGAGUCCAGAGGGGAGGCGAGGAGGAGGGAGCGAGGCGAGGAGGCGAGGAGGAGGCAGCAGGAGGAGAAGCUGCAGCAGGAGAUGGUGAGGCUGCGGCGGCAGAGGGAGGAGCGGAGAGGCCUGGAACAGCUGGUUCGACAGAGAGAAAGGGUGAGGGUGGAAGGGCAGAGGGGAGCCGAGAGCCUCCAGCCUGCUCCUCCACUGCCCACAAAACAGCUGCUGCACGACACAGAGCGGCGGUAUCAAGAAAAGAAAAUUCAAGCCAUGAUUGACAUGCGUAGUCUGAAGGUCGGUACCUGUGCUGUGGGUGGAAGUCUGCACAUGUCUCAUUGUGAUUUACAACCUGUCAUGCUGUGGUUUCAGUGUUUGCAGAGGCAUUUCUCUGGAUGGUAUUCAGUGGUGUUGGACAGAAGGCUGCGGUUAGGGAAGGUCACGGCCCUCUGUGACUGGAAGCGGCAGCUGAGAGCCUGGCGGGCGUGGCGGGCCGUGCUGUGGGCAGGAAAACAUCAGCGAGAGGUGACCAGAACAGAGGAGGAUCUACGAGCUCAAAACAGACAAUGCCAGCAGGCUGUGGAGAGUGACCGCAGGCGGCUGCUUUGGAGAUGUCUGAAUGAUUGGCAGCUCUGGUGUCGGAUGGAGAAGGAAAAACGAGAGCUUUUGGCCCAGCAGCAGGAGACCCGGAGCAAGAUGGCUGCUUUGAUAAAUGCUGCAUCAACAGGCAAACUCAAGGCCAAAGAAAGCCCAACUUUUCAGCCAAUCAUGGAGCCACAAGCUGAACAUAAACAACCGGGGAUCACUGAGGAGGACGGUCACCCCAGGUCAAAAACGUUGGCCCCAGACGUCUCUUCCAUACAUCGAAAUCAGACGCCUGUGGGUGUUGUGGUCCAGCCAGCUCAGCCGUGGCAGGUGACCCGACGCCAUGCAGCACCCUCGGCCUCAGAGCUCCACGGCAGCUUCUCCGGGUCAAAAAGCGCAGCGGCGUCGGGCAGCAGGUUCGAGAACAGACACGCCGUGCAGCAGCAGAUCAUCUCCCAGCAGAGGAGGCUUCUGAAGGAGCAGCAGGAGCAGAUCUCACGGCUGAGGGACGAGCAGAGCGCGGCGGGGCUGGAGCUGGAGAUGGAGAAAACUGCACAGCUCACACAGCUAGUAAUGACAGCAGAAUCCAGACCAAAGAGCAACCACUCUGAGCCCACAGAGCAGAGGACACUGAGGACGGCUGAAGAACCCGCCAGCCUCUCCUCGAAGAAGGCCGUCAGCAGACAGCAGACUCGACCCUGUCAAAUCAUCACGGCCAUGGAGGAGCGUGCACGCCAACGCGAGGAGAGAAGGAAGGACAUCGAGGAACUCAGGCGGAAAAAGGAGGAUGACAAACUGGCUGAGAUGAAAGCCGCCGAGCAACAGAGGCAGCGGGAGGAGGAGGAGGAGAAACGGCACGCAGCGGAGAGGAAGAGGGACGAGAGAAGACAGGAACGAGAGAGGGAAGAGGAGAAACAGAGGCAGCUGAAAAGGCAACAGGAGCUCCUCUCUAUCGCCCGUCAACACUAUCUCAAAAACCUGCUGCUGCGGCGAGGCCUGGCGCCAUGGAAACGCUUCAUUCAGCUCCAACGGGCCAACAUAAAGCUGGCCGACACUCAUCACAAUCUCUCCCUCCUGAGGCGGAGCACACUGUGCUGGCAGCAAUCAGCAAAAGAGUCCUCGUCUCAGAAAGGAGCUCGCGCUGACCGACUGCAACGGCACUUUCUGCUUCGGAGGAGCUUAAGUCGCUGGAAAAGAGUGUGUAUUUUUACACACACACACGCACACAGUUAUUCAAUCAGGAUUGCAGCUUCCCCACCUUCUGCCGGUGAUUUAGAGUAUCACCUUUUCCUAAUCUCCUCUUCCCGCUCAAUCACUCAAUCAUGCUUUAAAGAGCCUGGGCUUUUAAAAAAAGCGUGGUGUGUGUUUCAGCUGAUGGACUGGAGGAUGAUCCAGGAGGAGAGAGCCGAGCGUUUCCACCGCGCUCGCACUCAGAGGAGGUUUCUGCUGGCGCUGCUGGACCAUGUGACUCAGGAGAGGCUGCUGCAGCGGGACCGUCAGGAGCACAACGACAGACGGGUUCUGCGGAGAUGUUUGCAGGCCUGGAGGCAGCUUCCCUGUCUGCAGCGCAGGGAGAGGCUGAGGGAGGAGAGGCGGGAGAAGCUGGGACGAAGAGUGGCUGCCAUCUUGCCCGACUUCUGCUCACAUCCACCGUGAAGCCUCCGGGAGAAACACACGCUAAGAAGAUCCAUUCACACAUCCUCAAAGCCCUGGAGCGGAAACACAGUCUGCACCGUCCUCACGUUCAUUUAAUACAAAUCAAAUGUAGCUGGACCCAUAGGACUUUUGGAGGAAACGGCUCUUAUAAAAGCAGCGAUAGUGGAAACUUCUCAAGGUGACAUUCAUGUGCUUUAUUCACUUUUUUCAUAUUCCCAGAGCUGUUCCAUUCAGGAGGUUGAACCAGCUUGAUAUAAAAAGUAGCUGCUCAUAUAUUUAUAACUAACCGAUCAAUCAUUGUGAUUAAUGCAAGCUGUAAAACUUUAAUCAGCCUGAUGAGCUGCUGAGAUGUUUAAUUCAUCCGCGACAAAUGUCCAAGUCCGAGUGAGGCUGAUAAAUGUUUUUGUGAAGAGUUCCUGGAGGAAAAGAACGUCCAGUCUGUUUUUGUGCGGGACUCGUCGUCAUUGUGCUGCUGCCGAGAAAACGCCUCCACGAGAAGCAGGACACAUUACUCAGUCUCGUUUUUGUCCGUCUCCCAGCAAGGAACUAGAGUGUAGAGGAGACAUAGAGACAAUAUUGAAGUCCUGGGAUGACAGGCGGUGUGCAGGAAUGCUUUUUAUCUUAUUUGGCAGAGAGGCGGAUGACAGGUGUAAAGGUCAAACAGCUGCAUGGAGGAGAUACCAGCUGUGAGUGACACGACGGGAAGAGAAUGUAUGCUUUGUUGAAAUGCGAUAACUGCAGUGAGAAGAUAUCAGAAGUGAAAGAAGCCAUGCUGCCAUCCAGUGGGCGUGAACAAGAACUUCAAAUCAGCGUCUCUUACACCAGGUCUGUGGGGAGGGGGGUUGGGGGUUUCAGUUUUUCUCCCAUGCUCAUGAACUCAGCCCAGUUUUCACGGAAACCUCGAGAGUAGACCCCGGUGUCCACGACGAGCCCCCAGUAGGAGCUGCGAGCGGUCUUCUCCCUCAGGGCCAGGCGGGCCUCGCGCUCCGUCACGUUGAAGCUGAUGUUGGUGAUCUGCACCAGCAGCAGGUGGAGCAGCCCGCAGGACACUAUGCUGCUGUACCACGCACAGGUGAAGCACAGCGCAGCGCUGGAACACAGACAAGAGACCAGAGGGUCAAUACAUAUGGGUCAGUGCUCAUGGUGUGCAGAGGACAAUAUGUAAUAUGACUUUACAUUGAAUUUAGCUGACACUUUUAUCCAGAGCAACUUUCAAAAAGUGCAUUCAACUCAAAAGCAUGAAUCCUGCAGGUACAUUUCCUAUCUAUAAACCCAACCAGUUUAAGUGCUACUGCAUUAGCUUAAGUGCUGCCGACAGAAGAUUA